This is a messenger RNA of Acyrthosiphon pisum (pea aphid), 2930 nucleotides long. RefSeq lists its product as uncharacterized. The record is from RefSeq and is a predicted model, not a curated record. Bases 1591 to 2178 code for a protein of 195 amino acids. The transcript has 4 exons. NCBI's taxonomy places the organism in Eukaryota, Metazoa, Arthropoda, Insecta, Hemiptera, Aphididae.
CCCACUUGUAAUCUACUGUACAGCAGAGUGACAUCCACUUACCUGCUUUUUUAUUUUUAUUUUUUUUUAAUUACCUUGACGCCUUAGCCACUUAAUUGGUUUUUCCGUUUUGCGUAUGACAACUGGACUGCAAAACUUUCCAUUUAACGAAUUAUUGAUGUUUCAUUCUUUUCGUCCUCAUUUUCGUCUACAGAGUGGUAUUACCUACUUAAAAAUGUAUUUUUUUUAUAUUUUUUAUCUGGGUAUAUCUAAAUAGUAUAUAAUAUGUAAAAGACAAACAAAUGUAUACGUCUCACUAUGUUCUUUAUGCAUUCCUAAGCCAUGCAUCCGAUUUUGAUGAAAUUUAGUACAGAGAUAGAUUAGACUUUGGGAAGAAGAUAACCAACAUCUUGUCUCGAAAAAAGGUAAAUAAGAGGUCCAACCGGGGAAUGUUCUCGUAAGGGGUAUUUUGAGAUGAUUAUGAUUAUUAUUAUUUUUGUUUAUAAAUGGUUGUUAUAAUAUUGGUUUUAAUAAUAAUUAGCAGUGCUCGAAUUGGAGGGGUGCACAGGGGGACGGAUCUCCCCUGCUAUUUUUAUUUUUUUUUUGCGUACCCUUAUUAAUUUUUUUUACUUGAACCGGGAUGGUACAAACUAAUGUCCGAAAUAAUUUUUAUUAAAAUGUGGAUUUCAAUUGAUGUCAAUUAUAUGACAAGUUUUACUAUUUUUCAUAUCAAAAUUAUUUUUGAUAUUAGUUUAUUAAUUAAUUAUAAUAUCACCCUGUGUUUUGCCUAAAUAGUCAGUAGUUCACAUAUCAUAGAUCAUAUACAAGUAAGUUAUCUAAGGCACAGGCACUAAUGUGUGAUGUAGUACCCACUAUUUUAAAUCGUGUUCCGAAUGAAAUGUUAUCAGUUUCAUUUUUUUUUCACAAAUUUUUUUAUACUAAUUAUCAAAAUAUGUAGUCUCUUUUGAAUCAAAAACAAUAAUUAUAAAUUUUGUUAUCUAUUUAGUACCUAUAUUGAAUAAACAGAUCAUUUAAAAUUGUUUUUCUCCUGUAACAAUGAAAGAUGUAGAUAUUGCUAUCAAAAUAUAUUAUACCUAUUUGGAAUUCAAAAUGUGUCGCUGAAAAGUGGUAUUUAAAAUGUGUGUAAGGUAGGAGCGUGGGGGUGGGCAAGGCCCCCACGGUUCUGUGUUGAGUAAUUGUGCCCUUGAAACGCAGUUUUUAAAUCGUUGGAUAGAGCUCCUCUAAUUAAUUUUUCCCAAUUCGAGCACUGAUCUUCACAAUAAAUUAUGCUAUGCUUAUUUUAUUUUACCGAUGAAAUUAUAUAGUUGAGUUUAUAACAAAAGAGAUAAUCAAAUCCAAUCAGCUUUUGUUAAUAAUUUUACAAUUUUAUAACUAGCAAUUGCAUUUGAAUGAAUAAUCUUGAUAAAAUUAAAUCAUGAAAUAUAAUUACUGAAUGAUAAAACACUAGGCGCAAGGUCACUAAAAAAUAAACUAUGACGUUGAAUACAAUAUUUAUCCGAAGCGAAUACAGCUUUAGCUCGAUCCUAAUAAUGUCAUACGUCAAAAAAUAUUUACAAAAUGUCAUGUUAUAAUUUUUCAAAUCGAUGAACCAUGAAGUACUUUUUUAUAAUUUUUGCUGAAUUCAUGAUUCUAGUCAAUACUGGAGCAAAAGAUUUCAAGUUUCACCCGAAUUUACCCCUUGGAGAAUAUCGAGUAAACAUUAUCGCUGCUCAGCAGUGUAAUGUAAAUUCCACUUUGCAGUUCAAUUUUUCUUUGUUUAAGACCUCUAGAACUACAAUUGAAUUAAGAGGAAAUAUAUCAUUUUUUAAGGCAUUUGAUGAUUCAUUAAUGUUUAGUUGUACUUUGGCAGUAAAAGAUAAAAUUGGUAGUUGGCAAAAUAAUGCUUAUGUAUAUAAUGCACCUCAAGCAUACUCGAGUCUUAAAAAACUAUUUGGGGCUGAAUUUCCAAUUUUAUUUAAGAGCUUUGGAUUAAAUGACACAAAAAAUAAAUCUGUAUCGCCGGGAAUAUAUAUCACCAAAGGUUACGUUAUAUCAAACUAUCCAUCAAAUACGAAUUUUCCAAAACAAAUGUUUUAUGGAACUUACAAAUUUAAAAUUAAAUAUUUGGAAAAAAAUGGCGAUCAAGCUGGAUGUUUCUCAUUUACCGUUGAAAUAAAACGUCCUUGGGAAACUGAAUAAAUGGGUUAAAUCAUGAAGUGUUUUAUUGUUUUUUAAAUUUUAACUAUUUGUUAUGAUUUUAAAAUAACAUAGAUAUGGGUUUUAAUAAAGGGGCUUAUGGAUAUAAUGAAUUCAAAUUGUAAUUUAUAAUAUAAUUAUUGCACAAUACUUAAAAAAAUGUAUUAUAUCACACUAUCCAUCAAAUACAAAUUUACAAAAACAUAUGUAACAUAAAUGGAUGUAUCAUGUAUUGAAAUAAUUAUAUUCAUCUAAAUUUAAAUUUUUAGUUUUAUAUAAUAGUUAACCUCAUAGUUUAAUAAAAAAAAUGUAAUAAUAUUAUCACGAAUACCAUGUACCAACUAUAUUUUGAGAGCACCAUUUCCCUCCAAAAAUGAAAAACCAUUUUCCACCACUGUUCUUUUUCUUCUUUAAAAUAAAGGUACUCUCCAUUUCCUCCACACAUUUAAUUGGAUUAGAAUCUUGUCAAUUUUGCUCCAAAUAUUAAAAUCAUAUAAUAUAUUAUAUGCGUUAAGUUUAUGAGUUAUUCCCAAUAGCUUGCCUAUAUUUUAGGUGAUACCGCAACGACCUUAACUUCUAAAUACCUAUAUCUAUUAUAUGAAUACGAUAUUAACAGUCAAGAAUCUCGUAACUUUGAUUACAUUUAAUUAAAAAAGACACAGCAUAACUCUAAAUUUAUCUAUUCUUUGAUCGUUAGCUCUCAGAGCCAUUAGCUCUUAUAAAAACAGUUCUUAAUCUCAUUGGGGCUUAAUAAU